Phycomyces blakesleeanus NRRL 1555(-) is the source of this 1921-nucleotide messenger RNA. RefSeq names its product CP2 transcription factor. Gene Ontology annotation, cellular component: nucleus. Gene Ontology annotation, molecular function: DNA-binding transcription activator activity, RNA polymerase II-specific; RNA polymerase II cis-regulatory region sequence-specific DNA binding. The transcript has 11 exons. The record is from RefSeq and is a predicted model, not a curated record. Bases 37 to 1551 code for a protein of 504 amino acids. NCBI's taxonomy places the organism in Eukaryota, Fungi, Mucoromycota, Mucoromycetes, Mucorales, Phycomycetaceae. Gene Ontology annotation, biological process: regulation of transcription by RNA polymerase II.
GCACAUCUUUAACUUGACAAAAACCUGCUCAAAGCCAUGUUAGUCAAUUCAUAUCAACCUCAACAACAGACUUUGCCUGAACCUCUUCCUUUUCAUCAAACACUAUCUUACACAGAUAGGCCAUACUACAUCAACCAUCAACAUUUUCUACCAUCUCCAACGAAUUCUGUUAGUCCUGCCCGUAGUCCACCAACUCCUGUAAACCAUUCAAUGGAUCAAUUUUCGCCUCACUCUCAUUCGUCUUCUCUAUCAAUGAUACACUCUCCUGUCGUACGCUCUCCUGUCAAUUGCUCUACAAACCUUCGAUUUUAUAUCGGACUUGAAGCACCAACAGCUGCAGCACAAAAAUUAGAAGAGUCUCCAUUGACCUACCUCAACAAAGGCCAAUACUAUUCAGUCACACUCAAGGAUACAGAAACAAGUCAUGCCGAUCAGAUUGUAAAAAGCACAAUAAUCAUCAUGUUCAACGACGAGUCACAUCGAAAAGUGGCUCAGAGCUACUGGAAGUUCUGGUUAAGUCAACAAAAAGAUGCUCAGUCUGCAAGAGCUAUUGACAUUGGCAAUGAUAGUAGUUAUAACACCAGCCGUUCUUCGGGAGUUCAUAAUGCAGAGUACUCCUCAUUUGAUAGAAUAGCCUUUGAGUGGAACACAAAAAAAGGGGCCGUGAUCAACAUUCGAUUCAACUGUCUUUCUACGGAUUUUUCACGUAUCAAAGGCGUCAAAGGUAUCCCACUCCGUCUUCAGAUGGGUACCCAAGUCGUUGGAGAACAGCACAUUGAAAAGGCCUACUGUAGAAUUAAGCUAUUCCGUGACAAGGGCGCAGAACGCAAGAAUAAAGAUGAUGCAAAGCACAUCGAGCGCAAAAAUGGCGAACCUCACCCACUCUGGUUAACCUAUUCUCAAACUCAACCUCAAUCAAUCUUUCGUGAAGUACUUGAGACACCCUUAGUUGGCUCCACAGAUAGCCAUUUGUCUCAUACACGUGUCAGCUCAACCAAUGGCAGUCUGGGCAGUCCCAAAAGCAACGGCAGUGUCAGAAGCAUUUCUAACCACAUCACACUCCCUCCUCCAACGACAACAGAUAUUCAACUCUCGCCUCAUAGUCUAAAACGCGCCUAUCCCAGCAACUAUCCUACACACCAAACCCUUGUUCCAGAUGUCAGAUCCCCUGAUGGUUCCACAAACUCCCAUUCUGCUUGGUUCCACAGUCAACCACAGGCUACCGACAUUGACCCAACCUAUGUUGUCCAGCGAAGACGCCGCAUUGCAAAACUUAGUUUCUUUGCACGAUUUGAUGCCAACGAAGUCCACCGGGCUAUUUAUCUUGAACAUCUCACCAUUCAAGAGCUUAUUGGCAAAAUAUCAGCCAAAAUGAACAUCAACCAGCAAGUAACCCGAAUAGUCCGCCACGUCUCAAAGCAACAACAAUCAGACGAGUUGGUAGUAUGUGUCGAUGAUUCUGUAGUCGAAGACAUCAAAGAAGAACAGGCGAUGGAUGUCGAUGUCAGCCAAAAUGAAGACGGAACCCUUACUCUCAUACUGCGUUAUUGAUUUAUCUGAUCAUAAAACAAAAAACAAAAACAAAAAAAAAGACGACCUGUUCUUCUUCUCUUUUUUUUCUUUGUAUUUUCUUUGUCUUUCUUCCUUUGAGCCAUUGUAACUACUACAGACUGCUUGCUCUUAAAGGGUUCCCAAACAAAGAGAGAUAGAGAAAGAGAGAAAGAAAGAGCAUCUUUCCCAUUCGUACAUAGCCAGAUCUUUCAUUGUUUUUUUUUAUUCUUUCUGUUUAUGAUUUUCUUUAUUCUUCAUUUCUCUCUCUCUCUUACUCUUACUCUUGCUGCUGCCCUUUAACGCUUUCCAAACAAAAACCAACAAAAAAAAAUCGAAUAAAAACAAAGGUCGUUAAGCUGUGCUUCGAAAU